AUGGGCGAUCAGCGACGAGCCUCGACGGUCAAGAGUCUCGCGUUGGCCGAGGCGAACCCUAGACACGCCUCGAAAAAAGGCAAUGCUAUUGUUAUGGGGUGCAUCGCGUUCAGUACUGGUAUUGCGUCGUUUCUUGCUGGAGUCAUCACCAUCGCUAUCCCUAUCAUGGCCAAAGACCUCAACAUUCCCGAAAAUCUGGUGUUAUGGCCUGUCACAGUAUAUUCUCUAGCUUGCGGAUGUACUCUUCUCGCUUGCGGCUCAGUCUCAGACGUCAUCGGUAGCAGACGAAUGUUCUUGUCAGGCUGUUUCCUACAGUGCUUCAUGACCAUCGCUUGCGGACUGUCAAAAAACACCGCUCAAAUCAUCGCGUUUCGCUCCUUCUCGGGCAUUGCAGCUUCCUUUUGCUUGCCUUCAGCUGUGAGUCUCAUCAACGAAGUGUUUCCCCCUGGCAAAGAGAGAAACAUCACUUUCGCUAUGAUGGGCGGAGCUCAACCUUUUGGUUUCGGCAUCGGUAUGGUCUUGGGUGGUGUUUUCACUGGCACCAUCGGCUGGCAAUGGGGUUUUCAUGUUGCCGCUAUAAUCAACUUCUUCAUGUUCAUUCUUGCUGCUUGGCAGCUGCCUCCUACUCCGUCGAACCACAAGCAUAAGAUCUGGUCUCGACUUGCGACUGAUAUCGAUUGGCUCGGACUCGUCCUCGCCAGUGGCUUCCUUGCGAUGCUCUCUUACGUUAUCUCGGCUCUCACAGGCGAUUUGACUGUGAUGAAGCAGCCCGUCAACAUUACUUUGCUCGUUCUGUCAUUCGUCCUCCUCGGUGCCUUUGUCCUUUGGGUUGGCCGUCAAGAACGCCUUGGACGCCCUGCUCUGAUCCCCAACUCUCUCUGGCAACACAAAGGCUUCUCUUGCAUUUGCUUCAACGUCUUUUGCGUUUGGGCGGCUUUCAAUGCUUUCGAGCAAUACGCCAACUUCUUCUUCCAGGAUGUGCAAGGAAACAGUCCUCUGGGCACUGCUCUUCGCUUUCUGCCCGCACCAGUCUCGGGCGCCCUUGCCAACAUCGGUGUUGGUUUGCUGGUCCACCGCAUCCGUGGCGAUUGGAUCGUCGUACUCACCAGCAUUGUCUCAGCCCUUGCUUCCCUCUUGAUGGCCAUCAUCGAUCCAAGCUGGUCGUACUGGCGCUGCGCCUUUGUCGCCCAAUUCUUCAACCCCGUCGGUGCAGACGGCAUGUUCACUGUCGCAAACCUUCUCAUCACAUCCAUGUUUCCACCCGGCGAACAAGGCGUUGCAGGAGGUGUAUUCAACACUAUUUCACAAACUGGCAAGUCUGUGGGUAUGGCUUUGACGUUGCUGAUUGCUCAGCAAGUUACUGCAAACUCCAAGCAUCAGGACAAGACUUCGCCUGAGGCCUUGAUGGUCGGGUAUAGAGCUGCAUUUUGGUUCUGUGUUGCGUUGAUUGUUGCGAGUUUGCUGGUCAGUGUUUGGGGUUUGAGGAGGAUUGGAAAAGUUGGUCUGAAGAAGGAUUAG
Messenger RNA from Aureobasidium namibiae CBS 147.97, 1518 nucleotides. RefSeq lists its product as uncharacterized. Gene Ontology annotation, molecular function: transmembrane transporter activity. Bases 1 to 1518 code for a protein of 505 amino acids. The transcript is spliced from 3 exons. NCBI's taxonomy places the organism in Eukaryota, Fungi, Ascomycota, Dothideomycetes, Dothideales, Saccotheciaceae. The record is from RefSeq and is a predicted model, not a curated record. Gene Ontology annotation, cellular component: membrane. Gene Ontology annotation, biological process: transmembrane transport.